AUUCAUGUUUCCUCAAUGCUUUGUUUCUACAGGUAUGUUGAACCUCUCGAACAAGGGUCGAGCAGUAAGUUUGAAUUUGACAACAUGCUUGUUGGUCAAGCUAUACCAUCAAACUUCGUCCCUGCAAUUGAAAAGGGUUUCAGGGAGGCUGCCAAUUCGGGUUCUCUGAUUGGUCAUCCAGUUGAAAAUAUCCGUGUUGUUUUGACGGAUGGUAACUCACAUGCUGUUGAUUCAAGUGAACUUGCGUUCAAAUUAGCUUCCAUUUAUGCUUUUAGACAGUGUUAUGCUGCAGCAAAGCCUAUCAUAUUGGAACCUGUGAUGCUGGUGGAAAUGAAAGUGCCAACAGAAUUUCAGGGCACUGUUACUGGGGAUAUAAAUAAGAGGAAAGGUGUCAUAAUCGGCAAUGACCAGGAAGGAGAUGACUCUGUAAUUACUGCCCAUGUCCCGCUCAACAACAUGUUUGGUUACUCAACGUCUCUACGAUCAAUGACACAGGGAAAAGGUGAAUUUACAAUGGAAUAUAAAGAGCAUGCACCUGUUUCAAGUGAUGUGCAAACACAACUGGUUAACACAUACAAGGCCAGCAAAGAGAGUUGAUUAUAUGGUUUGCCUUUGAAGAAGCUUCUACACUUACAUCGUCUCUAAUAAUUUUUAUAAAUUUUUGUCCCCUUGGGUGGGCAUGUUGUGAAAUCAUUCGGACCAGAACUGGUCUAUCAAUUUUGAUAAGCUGAAUAAGACAAAUAAUUAUUUUUUAUAUACGUAUAAGUUGUGUAUCCCCCUUGAAAAGAAUUACAGUGCAUUGAUUUUA
This is a messenger RNA of Nicotiana tabacum (common tobacco), 808 nucleotides long. The record is from RefSeq and is a predicted model, not a curated record. Lineage: Eukaryota; Viridiplantae; Streptophyta; Magnoliopsida; Solanales; Solanaceae.